Messenger RNA from Ficedula albicollis (Collared flycatcher), 1550 nucleotides. RefSeq names its product fumarate hydratase (gene FH). Gene Ontology annotation, cellular component: tricarboxylic acid cycle heteromeric enzyme complex; mitochondrion. The transcript has 11 exons. NCBI's taxonomy places the organism in Eukaryota, Metazoa, Chordata, Aves, Passeriformes, Muscicapidae. The record is from RefSeq and is a predicted model, not a curated record. Gene Ontology annotation, molecular function: fumarate hydratase activity. The coding region runs from base 1 to 1521 and encodes 506 amino acids. Gene Ontology annotation, biological process: tricarboxylic acid cycle; malate metabolic process; fumarate metabolic process.
AUGUCGGAAAACCUGAAAUGUUGGAAUGUUGCGGCUGGGGCCGCCGGUCUGCUGCUCUCCCGCCCGCCGCCUCCCGCCGCCCCCGGCCGCUGGAUCCCGGCGCCGCCCCGCGCCGCCAUGUCUUCUCAAGAGGCUUUCAGGAUAGAAUAUGAUACCUUUGGUGAACUGAAGGUCCCAAGUGACAAGUACUAUGGUGCCCAGACUGUGAGAUCUACAAUGAACUUCAAGAUUGGAGGUGUUUCAGAAAGGAUGCCAGUCCAAGUCAUAAGGGCUUUUGGCAUCUUGAAGAGAGCAGCUGCUGAAGUAAAUCAAGAUUAUGGUCUCGACCCAAAGAUUGCUAAAGCCAUUGUACAGGCAGCAAACGAGGUAGCUGAAGGAAAACUAAAUGAUCACUUCCCUUUGGUGGUGUGGCAGACUGGGUCUGGAACUCAAACCAAUAUGAAUGUCAAUGAAGUAAUCAGCAACAGAGCUAUUGAGAUAAUGGGAGGCACACUGGGAAGCAAAAAGCCAGUGCAUCCAAAUGAUCAUGUCAACAAAAGCCAGAGUUCAAAUGACACUUUCCCAACAGCAAUGCAUAUUGCUGCUGCCCAGGAGGUUAAUGAGGUCUUGUUACCUGGACUGAAGAAGCUACAGAAUGCACUCGAAGGGAAAUCCAAAGAGUUUUCCCAAAUCAUAAAAAUAGGGCGCACUCAUACGCAAGAUGCUGUUCCACUUACACUUGGGCAGGAAUUUAGUGGCUAUGUGCAGCAAAUUAAAUAUGGUGUGGCUAGGAUUGAAUCCACCAUGCCAAGGGUGUAUCAGCUGGCAGCUGGCGGGACUGCAGUUGGAACGGGAUUGAACACAAGAAUUGGCUUUGCUGAGAAAGUUGCUGCUAAAGUGGCUGAACUGACGGGUUUGCCUUUUGUCACUGCUCCAAAUAAGUUUGAAGCUCUUGCAGCUCACGAUGCUUUAGUGGAGCUCAGUGGAGCCAUGAACACAGUGGCAUGCAGUCUGAUGAAAAUAGCUAAUGACAUUCGCUUCCUGGGCUCUGGACCACGCUCUGGGCUGGGAGAGCUCAUCCUGCCUGAAAAUGAACCUGGGAGCAGCAUCAUGCCAGGAAAAGUGAACCCUACCCAGUGUGAAGCUGUGACCAUGGUGGCAGCCCAAGUAAUGGGAAAUCAUGUUGCUGUUACUGUAGGAGGAAGCAAUGGACACUUUGAACUGAAUGUCUUUAAACCCAUGAUGAUUAAAAAUGUUUUAAACUCUGCAAGACUUCUAGGAGAUGUGUGUGUUUCUUUCACUGACAACUGUGUGGUUGGAAUCCAAGCCAAUACAGAUAGAAUCAACAAACUGAUGAAUGAAUCUCUGAUGUUGGUAACAGCACUGAACCCACAUAUAGGAUAUGAUAAAGCAGCCAAGAUUGCCAAGACAGCACACAAAGAGGGGACAACGUUAAAAGAAGCUGCUAUAAAGCUGGGAUUCCUUACAUCAGACCAGUUUGAUCAGUGGGUGAAGCCUAAAGAUAUGUUAGGUCCUCAGUAACUUCUGUAAAAAAAAAAAGUGUUCUUAAU